CUGUAGGGGGAGCUCUUGUCUCGGAGCGUUGUGUGGCCGGCAGGGGGCGCCGGCGCGGAGCCGUGUGUAGUGGAUGUGUGUGGGCGCCGCUCGGACUUGUUGUUGGGUAAAGUUUUGCUGGCAGGGAAGAGGCGGCUGUGGCGCGGUGUGAGCGGCGCUCGUCAUCCCGGGGGCCGCGGCUGGUGGCGGGAGGCUGAGCCCCGUGUGCCCGGGCUAUGCGGCUGGAAGUUGUGUGAGUGUCCGCUCCGUGUGGAAGUUGUUGUGGCCGCAUGCCUGGUGUCUAGUCACGUCCCGUGUGUCGGGGUGCGGCUGUGUGUGUGACCCGUGUCCCCCGCUCCUCUCCCCCCCGGUGUCUCCCGCUGGCGGGCCCAGCUGUCUAUGAGCGCCCCCCCGGUCAUCCGGCCGCCCAGCCCCGCGGGCCCCGGCCUCUCCCUCCAGAUCCAGAUCGGCCUGAGCCGGGAGCCCGUCCUGCUGCCCGAGCCCGGAGAGCUGAGCCUGGGGGCCGUGCGGGAGAUGGCCUGCUCCAUCGUGGACCAGAAGUUUCCAGAAUGCGGAUUCUAUGGGAUGUACGACAAGAUCCUUUUAUUCCGCCAUGACCCAAAUUCGGAAAAUAUUCUGCAGCUAGUUAAAUCUGAGGCAGACAUUCAAGAAGGGGACCUCAUUGAAGUGGUGCUUUCAGCUUCUGCGACCUUUGAAGACUUCCAGAUUCGUCCGCAUACGUUGUAUGUCCACUCCUACCGUGCUCCGGCGUUCUGUGAUCACUGUGGAGAGAUGCUUUGGGGUUUGGUGAGGCAGGGCCUCAAAUGUGAGGGAUGCGGUCUCAACUACCACAAGAGAUGCGCGUUUAAGAUACCGAACAACUGUAGUGGGGUCCGAAAGCGAAGGUUGUCAAAUGUGUCGCUAACCUCCAGCAUACGCACUGUAUCUGCAGAACCUGUCUCCUUCGCUUCAGAGGAACCACUUCUGCAAAAAACUCCAUCAGAGUCGUUUGUUCGGGAAAAGAGAUCUAGUUCCCAGCCCUACCCCGGUCGCCCAAUCCAAUUGGACAAGAUCUUGCUCUCCAAGGUCAAAGUGCCUCACACGUUCGUAAUCCACUCCUACACCCGGCCGACGGUGUGCCAGUACUGUAAGAAGCUGCUAAAAGGUCUGUUCCGGCAAGGACUGCAGUGCAAGGACUGCAAGUUCAAUUGUCACAAGCGUUGUGCAACUAAAGUGCCUCACAACUGCCUUGGAGAGGUGGCUAUAAAUGGAGACUUGUUGAGUCCUGGAGCGGAGUCUGAUAUCGUCAUGGAAGAAGGAAGUGACAAUGAAAGUGAUCCAAGCAGCAGACUGUUAGACGAUGUAGAUGAGCCCCUGACUCCAGAUUCUGACAGCAUUAUGACCGGCUGCCGAAGUGAGAAUGGAGACAUGCAGGACCCCGACCAGGAUCAGGAUACAUCAGAUCGUAUGAUCAGCCCCUCAGCCAGUAAUAACAUUCCCUUGAUGAGAGUGGUUCAGUCUGUCAAGCAUACAAAGCGGAAAAGCAGCAGUGUUAUGAAAGAAGGUUGGAUGGUGCAUUAUACCAGCAAAGAUACCAUGAGGAAAAGACAUUACUGGAGACUGGACAGCAAGUGUAUAACCUUAUUUCAGAACGAUACUGGAAGCAAAUACUACAAGGAAAUCCCUCUUUCUGAGAUACUCUCCCUGGAACCUGCUAGAACCCUGUCUCAGCUUCCUCCUGGUGCUAAUCCUCACUGCUUCGAGAUCACCACUGCCAACAUUGUAUAUUAUGUGGGGGAAAGUGUGUCCCUCCCAAUCACACCUGAGAUUGGAAGCAACGUGGUUAUGAACAGUGGAGUCGGAUUGGAAGUAGCUCGUAUGUGGGAAAUAGCCAUACAACACGCCCUGAUGCCGGUGAAUCCUAAGGGAGCAAAUGGAGUCACUAGCCAACACAGAGAUGUAUCUAUGAGCAUUUCUGUGUCUAACUGUGAGGUGCAGGAGAACGUGGACAUCAGUUCAGUGUAUCAGAUUUUCCCAGAUGAGGUUCUUGGGUCAGGCCAGUUUGGGAUUGUCUAUGGAGGUAAACAUCGAAAGACAGGCCGGGAUGUGGCUAUAAAAAUAAUUGAUAAACUGCGUUUUCCUACAAAACAAGAGAGCCAGUUGCGGAAUGAAGUUGCCAUUUUACAGAACCUGCAUCACCGAGGUGUGGUAAACCUGGAGUGUAUGUUCGAGACUCCGGAAAGAGUGUUUGUGGUGAUGGAAAAGCUGCACGGGGAUAUGCUGGAGAUGAUCUUGUCCAGUGAAAAGGGAAGAUUACCCGAGCGCAUCACCAAAUUCCUUGUUACCCAGAUCCUAGUAGCGCUGCGGCACCUUCACUUCAAAAACAUCGUCCACUGUGACUUAAAACCGGAAAACGUGCUCCUGGCGUCUGCGGAUCCCUUUCCUCAGGUUAAGCUUUGUGACUUCGGAUUUGCACGUAUCAUCGGAGAGAAAUCCUUUCGUCGCUCAGUCGUCGGGACUCCUGCCUACUUGGCUCCUGAAGUGUUGAGAAAUCGGGGCUACAACCGCUCACUGGACAUGUGGUCUGUCGGGGUGAUCAUAUACGUCAGCUUGAGCGGGACUUUUCCUUUUAAUGAAGAUGAGGACAUUCACGAUCAAAUACAGAACGCAGCCUUCAUGUACCCGCCCCACCCCUGGAGAGAGACGUCGUCUGAUGCUAUUGACCUCAUUAAUAAUCUCCUGCAAGUAAAGAUGAGGAAACGUUACAGUGUGGACAAAACCCUUAACCACCCCUGGUUACAGGAUUACCAAACGUGGCUUGAUCUCCGUGAACUGGAGUGCAAGAUUGGGGAGCGCUACAUUACCCAUGAAAGUGACGACAUGCGCUGGGUGAUGUAUGCCGGGGAACACUGUCUUCAGUACCCGCCUCAUCUUCUGCCCCCACCAGCCAGCGAACCUGAAGACGCCGAGAUGAGGGCUUUGGGAGAGAGAGUCAGCAUUCUCUGACACGACGCCGCCAACACGUUGCGCUUCGUGUUUGUUCCUCUACAAAAAGAGACAAACGAUAGGGAACGGAUUUUAGUUGUUGAAUGUACAAUGUUCAUCGAUCCGAUCUGGUUGUGUCGCGCCACUCCACAAAGUCUUUACGAUACCUCUGGGCUGUAUCUAUCCCCCACCUGUUUUAAUAAAUCCUUCCUGAAGAGCCUAAUGAAGACACUCCAUUGGCGCAGUGUAGAAGGGGCCCCUAUAUGUCCCAAGGACACCCGGAUUGCACAUUGUAGGAGCCAUUCCAUCUAUUACCAUAGUCUUAUCCGUUACAUCGUUCUACUUGUAAGGCCUGCAAGAUAUGUAACGUCAUCCGAGGGAUGAUCUGUCCCAGUAUAUCACACGUUCUAUGGGUAUCGUGCAUGUGUGUGUAUACGCGCGUACGCACACGUGCUUUUCGUCUAAAACCUAAAGUCAUUGAGAUGUAGUUUCUUUAUGAGGGAGGUCAAAAGGGAACCAACCCUGUCAUUGACAGGAAACAAAAGCUGCAGUCCACCGAGACUCUUAAUAAUCACUCCAUGAUGUGUUGCAGGCACGGUUGGCAGCGCAGGGGUUAAUCUGCUUGGUCACGAUUUUUUUUUAUUUUUUUUUCUCUAUUCUAGAGGAAACCAUGUUGGUUUAUUUUAAUUUAAUUCGUAGCCUGGAGGAUGACCUAAAAAAAAAAAAAAAAAAAAAAUGGUUUAUUUCUGCAAGGUGAGAGAUACUCUUCAGGGGUCAACAGAUCACAGGAAGUGCCCAAUAAACACCUGGAGUAGGGUGCACGGAGCUAUGACCACACAUGUAUUGAGGCUCUGUGUAAAGAGUGCAAAGGGUGGGGGCGGGGGGCUUUUUUUUUUUU
This is a messenger RNA of Hyla sarda, 3862 nucleotides long. It is a transcript of the gene PRKD1, whose product is annotated as protein kinase D1. The transcript is spliced from 17 exons. Gene Ontology annotation, biological process: protein phosphorylation. Gene Ontology annotation, molecular function: protein serine/threonine kinase activity; ATP binding. The record is from RefSeq and is a predicted model, not a curated record. Lineage: Eukaryota; Metazoa; Chordata; Amphibia; Anura; Hylidae. Bases 379 to 2985 code for a protein of 868 amino acids.